AUGUCUUCUACUCUCUUUUAUCGAUUUUUCCACCAAAAGGAACAGUCAACCAUCCAUUUCGAUGGCACGGGCAUAAACGUCUUUGACCUCAAACAUGAGAUCAUUGCACAGAAUAACCUCGGCCAGGGAAACGACUUCAUGCUUCGUAUUUUCCAUCUGGAACAACCAGACCUAGAAUACGAUAAUGACCAGGAUGUGAUCCCACGGUCUACAUACGUGUUAGCAAAACGCUCUCCAGUCACAGUUUUCAAUGCGCGCACGCAAUCUGCGGCCCGAUACGUCUCCGGAAGACCUCGAAUCACCAAAUUCAAGAACCAACCAGUGAUUGCCCCCUUGGCUGCAGCCAAGCCCGAGGCGGUGGUGGAUGAGAACAUCAGCGAAGAAGAUCGUAUCAAGAAGAUGUUCGAGAGUCAGUCGACGGCGUGGGCUCAAACACAGGACGAAUUGCUGACCCAUAAGAUGGUCCAUUAUAAGCCCGGAACAGAGGAUCUACCGCCGCCAGGUUAUGUGUGUUAUCGCUGCGGAGGGAAAGACCAUUGGAUCAAAAACUGUCCGACAAACCUGGAUCCAAACUUCGAGGGUAAGAAGAUCAAGAAGACUACUGGUAUUCCUAAGAGUUACAUGAAGACCAUUUCCAAGGAAACGGUCGAGUAUAGGCUUCAGAACCCCGAAAGUAAUGAAAGUGGCAUCCAAACCACAGAAAACGGUGAUUUGAUUGAUGCUCAGGGUAAUACUUAUAUGAUCACAGAGGACGGUAACUACGUGAUGACAUUUGCCGACUCCAAGACAUGGGCGCUGUUCCAGGAGAAACAGCAGAGUGCAGCGCUCCAAGCGCAGAAAGCGUUCGACAAGGAACUUGCUGGAAAAGCCACCGCCGAGGGGAAAACUCAGUACUUGAAUCCUCUUUCUACAGACCCGCAGGUAUUGAAGCUGCCAAUUUACAAGACGCCGUGCUGCCAAGACCUACAAGCACUUAAAAACAUGAAAAACUUCUACUACAACCAGACUGAGCUAGAACAGCUUUUGAUCGAGAACGACUUCCACUGUCCGAACUGUGGAAAGGGCGACAUUUUCUUGGACCUGCUUCUCCGUUGCGAGGAACUUGAAAGUGAAAUCCGUGAAUUUACGGAAGCUCUGGGUCUCGCAGAUCCAUCUUCGGCUAAAAGAAGUGCAGAUGAAGCCGAUGGUCCAGACCUGAAGAAGCCCCAUCUUGAAACCAAUCCCAUGCUUCCUCCAGGCAUGCCGUUCCCCAUGAUGCCUAUGAUGGGCAUGCCGCCGAUGUUCAUGCCGGGUAUGCCGCCAAAGCCAUAA
Australozyma saopauloensis is the source of this 1311-nucleotide messenger RNA. RefSeq names its product cleavage polyadenylation factor subunit. Gene Ontology annotation, cellular component: nucleus. The record is from RefSeq and is a predicted model, not a curated record. Bases 1 to 1311 code for a protein of 436 amino acids. The transcript has a single exon. Lineage: Eukaryota; Fungi; Ascomycota; Pichiomycetes; Serinales; Metschnikowiaceae. Gene Ontology annotation, molecular function: nucleic acid binding; zinc ion binding; ubiquitin protein ligase activity. Gene Ontology annotation, biological process: protein ubiquitination; ubiquitin-dependent protein catabolic process.